GCCCACCGCCUCGCUCACGGCACGCUCCCCCGCUGUUCUGCACACAGGUUACACUGAGAGCUGUUCCACCCUGUUGGAGAAGAUGGCUUCAGGGCAGUAUUUUAAAGGAUUCGUGCUGCUGGUGAUUCUGAUGGGAAAUCCGGAGCUUGCGUCACCGCAGACAAGCCCGACCGGGUUCAGCGAGUCGCCGAUGGCCUCGGCGACCCCCCCGAUGACCACGGCCUCUGGAAGCAUGAUCUCCUGUCGCCAGUUCAACUGUAACGGGUCAGACUGUUACACCAUGUUCAUGAAUCAAACGGCCAUGGCCUGCGGUGGCAAUUCCUCCUACUGCUCACUGCAGCGCUUGGUGUCCAUGUCCUACUCGGUGGGCUGCAGUGAUGACUGUCCCAGCAUGGCCUGUGCCAACGCCACCCACACCGGCUGCUCUGUGGCCUGCUGCAACACCACCGACUGCCUGAACGGCACUCUGUUCUCCAUGGUCCCCACCACAGUUGCUCCGACCACAACGCCCAAAACUACACCGAAGCCUACGACACCGGGAAACAACGGAAAGAAGUGCCACAAGCUCUCAUGCACGGGGGAGAAGUGCUACACGAAGGCCGACCAGAAGACCAAAAUCAUGCUGUGUCCCGUCGGCCAGGACUACUGCUGGCUGAAGAAGACGGUCAGCGGCUCGGUGAUGACCUGGGUGGCGAGCUGCAGCAAAGACUGCAGAGAGGAGGAAGCCUGCACCUCCACGGCGGUGGACUGCACCCAGGAGUGCUGCAACGCCACCAAGGCCUCCUCCUGCCUGAAGCUAGACGGGACCCUCAACACCCCCAACUCCCUGGCCCCCCACCUGGCCCCCGUGCCCGUCCUCUCCCUGCUGGCCGCCGCCCUGCUCGCCUGGCUGGCUGGCUCACAGAUCCACGCUCAGUAACCACGGCAACUAGUGCCCCGAAACACGGCUGGUUAGGUCAGAGUAGCACAACCGUUCCCGUGUUCCUCCAGAGAGGAACGCUCACUUAUUUUAUUCCCUUACUGCGAGUGUGUGUGUGUGUGUGUGUGUGUGUGCGUACUGCAUGCGUGUAUGAGUGUGUGUAUGCAUGUGUCAUGUGUGUGUGUGCAUGUGAGUGUGCGUGUGAGUACUGCAUGUGUGUAUGAGUGCGUGUAUGCAUGUGUAAUGUGUGUGUAUGUGAGUGAGUGUGUGUGUGUGUGUGUGUGUGUGUGUGAGAGUGAGUGUUUAUAUAUAAAAAGAAAUGUUUAAGCUUCACAUAUUCUGUUACUUGCACAUCUAAGUGAUACUGGCCUGUGACAUCACAGAAGAUCAGCUGUGAUCUGUGACAUCACAGAAGAUCAGCUGUGAUCUGUGAAAUUUCAGAAGAUCAGCUGUGGUUUUGUCUCUUGGUGGCAGAAUUAUCCAACCCAGGGAUGCCCAGUUAAAAGAUCCAACAUGUAACCCCACCACUAUAGAAAACCCAUGGAAUCAUCCACCCAGAGCCCUGAUCUGCCUCUGAAUUUCCCUGUUGUCUUUCAGCAGAUAUAUCAUUAUCAAUUCACUUUGACAUUUUUAUUUUAAAAAACAAAACAAAAACAAUGUUACUCACCUGUAAUGAUGUCACAAGUAUUGACGGAAUAUAUCCUUGGUGAUGUACUUGUAGCAGGUAGAAAAGAAAUCAAGAAACCCCAAACUUCCUUCUUCAUUUGUUGUUCCAUGUAUCCAAAUGCACUUUAAUACCAUAAAAUAAUAAUUAAAAUUCAGACCAGCUUGUUUUGAGUUGUUAUGUAAUAACUUGAAACGAGUGUUUUACGUAGAAUUACUAGUUGGGUAGUCAAUCAAGUGAAUUAAAAGCAGAAGAGACACUUUGCUUGAACUAUAUGUCAGAAAGCUUUCAUAACAUCUUCAUUAGCAUGACAUAGCAUCAUAUGCAGCUAUGUCAUAACACUGUCAAAAUUUAUGCACUGAUUUUUUUACCAAAAAAGCAUAUAGUUUCAAAAUAACAGUUUCAAAAUUAUUGCUGUGCAUGUUAUGACAUUGUUAUGACACCUGUCACAAGCUCAGGACUGGUUAUAACAGCUACUAUGUCAUGCUUAUGACAGUAUCAUAUGUGAAUGGCAUACAGUUGAAGUAGGACAACAUACUAAUCUUUCCCGACCCACUUCAGAUUCUAAAGUUCCUUUGAGCAAUGUCUGUUUUUCACAUAAAUGCACAGUUCUCGUAAAACCUGCAUCUAAAUAACACUCAAAUCAUGUUCCCAAUUGUGAACAAUAGAGAUGUUUUUUUUACAUUUAAUAAUGAAGAUAUAGUCCAGGUCAUGUCAUACAAUUAAAAAGUCAUAUUUGCACUGCUAUUUAACUUAUGUUUGUAACUCUGAAUACAUUCCGUUAUACAUAUUAUCCUAUCGUAAAAUGUUGAAUAAUGCUUGGUGUAAUAUUGAAAGAAGUAUAUCUUUUUUUUUUUUGGCUAAAAUGUAUAUAUGUAUAAAAUGUAAUGACUGCUUUUGAAAUCCUAUCAAAUAAAAUGUCCCAAACA
Conger conger (European conger) is the source of this 2512-nucleotide messenger RNA. RefSeq lists its product as uncharacterized. The transcript is spliced from 8 exons. The record is from RefSeq and is a predicted model, not a curated record. Bases 83 to 919 code for a protein of 278 amino acids. Lineage: Eukaryota; Metazoa; Chordata; Actinopteri; Anguilliformes; Congridae.